This is a messenger RNA of Calidris pugnax (ruff), 2825 nucleotides long. Its product is annotated as solute carrier family 22 member 5-like. Gene Ontology annotation, biological process: carnitine transport; transmembrane transport. The transcript is spliced from 10 exons. Gene Ontology annotation, cellular component: membrane. Lineage: Eukaryota; Metazoa; Chordata; Aves; Charadriiformes; Scolopacidae. Gene Ontology annotation, molecular function: ATP binding; transmembrane transporter activity. The annotation marks the transcript as partial. The record is from RefSeq and is a predicted model, not a curated record.
GGCCGUUUCCAGCGCCUGGUUUUUUUCCUCCUCAGCACCAGCAUCGUCCCCAACGGCUUUAACGGGAUGUCGGCCGUUUUCCUGGCCGGUACCCCCGAGCACCGCUGCGCCGUGCCCCGCGGGGCCAACCUGAGCGGCGAGUGGCGCAACGCCAGCAUCCCGCUGGAGCUGCGGGGCGGGCGGGAGGCGCCGAGCCGCUGCCGCCGGUACCGCCUGGCCGCCCUGGCCAAUUUCUCGGCGCUGGGGCUGCGGCCCGGCUUGGACGUGGAGCUGGAGUCGCUGGAGCAGGAGCCGUGCCUGGACGGGUGGGAGUACAGCCGAGACAUCUACCGCUCCACCAUCGUCACCCAGUGGAACCUCGUCUGUGACAACGACUGGAAGGGACCCCUCAGCACCUCCCUGUUCUUCGUGGGCGUCCUGCUUGGAUCUUUCGUCUCGGGACAGCUGUCAGACAAGUUUGGCAGGAAGAAUGUGCUGUUUGCGACUCUGGCGAUGCAGACCGGCUUCAGCUUUGUACAGGUCUUCUCCACCAGCUGGGAGAUGUUCUCGGUGUUCUUUGUGCUGGUGGGCAUGGGACAGAUCUCCAACUACGUGGCAGCGUUUGUUCUCGGCACAGAAAUCCUUGGGAAGUCGAUCCGUGUGCUGUUCUGCACGCUGGGCGUCUGCAUAUUUUACGCGUUCGGCUACAUGUUGCUGCCCCUGUUUGCUUACUUCAUCCGAGACUGGCGGAUGCUGCUGCUGGCACUCACCUUACCUGGGCUGCUCUGCAUCCCGCUCUGGUGGGUCAUUCCAGAAUCCCCGAGGUGGCUGAUCUCCCAGGGAAGGUUUCAGGAGGCAGAAGACAUCAUCCGAAAGGCUGCAAAAACCAACGGCGUUACAGCCCCAGAUGUUAUAUUUGACCCUAGUGAGCUGCAAGAUGCGAAUUCUCAGAAGCAACAGACAUACACCAUUUUGGACCUAAUGAGAACCCGAAAUAUCCUGACUAUCACAAUUAUGUCGGUGGUGAUUUGGAUGAUAAUCUCUGUGGGUUAUUUUGGACUUUCUCUUGACACACCUAACUUGCACGGAGACGUCUAUUUGAACUGCUUCCUCUCGGCAGUGAUUGAAGUUCCAGCCUACAUUAUUUCCUGGCUGCUGCUGCGCAAUCUGCCCCGACGGUACUCAAUGGCUGCUGCGUUAUUCUUGGGAGGCUGUGUUCUUCUCUUCAUUCAGCUGGUGCCUUCACAUCUUCGUACGUUAUCCAUUCUGCUGGUGAUGUUGGGGAAGUUUGGGAUCACGUCUGCCUUUUCAAUUGUUUAUGUUUACACGGCUGAGCUCUACCCGACCGUGGUGAGAAACAUGGGAGUUGGGGCCAGUUCCAUGGCCUCCAGGCUGGGCAGCAUCCUCUCACCUUACUUCGUUUACCUCGGUGCCUAUGAUCGAUUCCUGCCUUACAUCCUGAUGGGCAGCCUGACUGUGCUGUCAGGAAUUCUGACUCUAUUUCUGCCAGAAAGCUAUGGUAUGCCUCUUCCAGACACAAUCGAGCAAAUGCUGUUGGUGAAAGGAUUAGAAUACAGGCCUGCAUCUAGUAGCACCAGGGAUUCCAAGGAGGAAGAAGAAAACCCAGAGAUUUUUAAAAGCACGGCUUUUUGAUGGAACUCCUAUGCACUUCCAGGUGGACUGAAAGUUAAAUGGACUUUACUUCUAAAAUUCAUUCUAGAAAGGGCUAGUGGCAACACUUUGUUUCCUGUAAUUUUAACCUUAUUUAUUAAUUUAAACACUGUGUUCCGUACAUUCUCUUUUUAUAUGAAGAUAAAUGCUGUAUAGCCUUUAAUGAGAUUUUUCAGCCACAGUCGUGUUAAUGCAGUAGUACCAUGGGACAGUAUCUGAUCAAUCCUUUGUAACUUUAAAUGUAUAGUUCAGCUGAAAGAUACUUGAAAAUGAGUUCAAGGGCUGGCAGGGUACCUGGAUUCCUCGGUGAACCUUCUCCAGAGCUAACGGACAUCAAGAAGUAGAAAAUUGCCAGAAAAAGCUGCUAAUUGGUUUUGAUUUCUUUGGCUUCUGUCUCUGGACAGGAAACUUGUUUAUUAUAGUGAAGGUUAUGAGAAGGUGCCUCCCUGUGAUCUUACUCAAAUGACUUUGCAAGUGCUGAAUUUAGUACUGAAUUCAGAAAGAUGCAAAGAAAGAUUUUGAGAAUUAAUUUUAACUUUGUUCUGUUUUAACUCAAGGUGGGGUUGUCUUGCACAAAGGAUUUAUAGCACUGAAGCUUUGCUUAUAAAACUCACUUGAUUCCAAUGCUGGUUUUCAACCGUACCCCUAUGGUGAAGCUGUUUACAUCUCACCCUGGACUGUAUUUAUUGUAACUGAUGCAAAAGGUUUCAUCUGUGUGUGGAGGGAGCGGUGUUCGUUGGGGUUCUUCCCUUUUGAUGCGUGGGGGAAGUUUUGUGUCUAAAUCAUUUUAACAUUUUCUGUGCAAUUGAGGUGGCGGAAACAAUCCUCCGGUCUUUGUUCUGUGCUUUUCACACAUGUGCACACAAUUAAUGUAUUUAGGGAUAAAUUUUUGUGUUAAUCUCUGUCACUGCGGUGACCUCACGGUGGAAUGUCCUGAGAACAAACUUCAGAAUAUAUUUCAGACCUCUGGUUCUCAAUUCCCAAGUGCCAACUGUACAAUUGCCGUGAGGUCUGUUACUUCACUUAACUUUUAUAAUCAGUAAAUUGUUUUCAGAUUGUUGGGAAAAAAAAAAGAAAUUAAUCUUUUUGACAAUCUGCCAAGAAAUUGUUCCUCGGGUCGUGGAAGCACCCUUGGCAUUACCUGUGUUUCUUUAAAUAUAUGCAGUAUAUACCUA